GUGCGUUCGUGUGGGUGACGGAGACAAGCGAGAGACGAACUGCGCCCUCUCCCUCCAUCUUCCUCUUCGGCAGUAAGCACUAAAAGCUGCGUGGAGCCCUGACCCGGGGAGAUGGGUAACCACAGAACACUCGGGACCAGAGAAUGGGCGUGGGUGUGUGUGGGCGUGUUUCUCUUCCUCCUAGCCACCGCAGCUGCUCAACUCGAUAACGAAAAUUCUAUAUUAGGUGUGUAUAUGGAGUCAGGUAUGGUCCAGGGGCGUCGCAUCCCUACACAGGAGCUCGUCGAACAGGUGGUGACGGAGAGCUCGGGCGCCAUGACGCAGGGGUCGCUGACGGUGCAGUUCCUCACCUCCAUGAACGACUCUAUGCCUGAAGAGAUGACGGGGGUGAUGACGCUCGCCUCCUGCUCCAACACUCACAUGUGGGCCCCUGGGCUGGCGGAGAUGGGCAAGAUGCAUAUAGCUCUUACUGAGAAAGGCAUUGAGCCUGACCCAGAGAAUGUAAAAGCAGUAACAGACUGUAAACCACCAACUAUUGUCAAAACUCACUCAGAUGAAUGUCAGAAAGCUUUUGAAAUGUUAAAGCAGGCAUGA
Homarus americanus (American lobster) is the source of this 594-nucleotide messenger RNA. RefSeq lists its product as uncharacterized. The record is from RefSeq and is a predicted model, not a curated record. NCBI's taxonomy places the organism in Eukaryota, Metazoa, Arthropoda, Malacostraca, Decapoda, Nephropidae. The transcript is spliced from 4 exons. Bases 112 to 594 code for a protein of 160 amino acids.